Molecule: messenger RNA, 513 nt
Organism: Letharia columbiana
Lineage: Eukaryota; Fungi; Ascomycota; Lecanoromycetes; Lecanorales; Parmeliaceae
Exons: 2
Coding region: 1-513 (170 amino acids)
Biological process (GO): attachment of spindle microtubules to kinetochore
Cellular component (GO): DASH complex; spindle microtubule
Source: RefSeq, a predicted model, not a curated record
AUGGCAAAUCCGCUGGCAUCUUGCGUCUCGUCCCUGCGCUCGACAAAUGCCCUUCUAUCCUCCAGCAUAUCAAUCCUCGACUCCGGGGUCAAUGACUUCCCACGCCUAGCGAAGGUGCUGCAGACAACGCGCCACUUCGAACUCCUCCCCGAACCCACCCUCCAAUCCGCCCAAUCCUCCCUCCUCGCCUCCCUAACCCCCGAAGUCGCCUCGCUUCUUUCCAGAGUCGAAUCCCAUCUGGAUAAGCUUGCCCGCCGCGAACAAGCUCUAAUAGCACGCUGCGAAUUACUGGAGGGUCGAAUAGGCGAAGGACGCGCAUCUAUGGGAGGCGCGAGGGGGAGUGGUGCGGGAGAGAGAAGCAGUGUGGGUAUCAACGGGGACGGGAGUAGAGAGGCGUUGAGAUUGAAACAGUUGAGGGGGAAGAAGGAGAGGUUGGGGUAUGCGGUUGAGAGAUUGGUUUUGCAGGCUCAGCAGCGGGAAAGGCAGCUGAGGAUGAGUGUUGCUGCUCAAUGA